AUGGAGCGCGAGUACGAAUUCUUUGUAACGACGGAUAAGCCAUAUAACCCAGCUGGUGCGGAACGAUGCAUGAUCCGGCGGCUGGUGAUGCGCAAUCACUUCGAUAUGAAGAUGGCUGGACCGCAGAUCAACCCGUCUCAACACUCUUCGAUCAGCACGGCCAUGGCGAAGAAGAAGCUAAAGAGCCGAUUCCGGAUAUCCGAACCUCGGAUCAAGAAAAAGAAGGCCAAUACCGGAGAGAUGGUAGAUACACGGAGAUCAAGAGAGAAGGGCGCAGCAAGGCCUAAAGAUCUGAGAGACAGGUCGGGACCAACGACAUCCUCGAAAGCUGGGGAAGACGGCAAAGACAAGAGAAAAGACACGGAUGAAACACUAGAACCAAGGCCAGUUCUAAAGUGUGGCCUGAACUCUGGUCGGAUGGAUCCCUUCAAGGCUUCACUCUUACCUGGAACCCCAGAUCUGGACAACAGGGCACCCAAGAGCAAUGCCGUCGCCAUCGAUACCCAGAACACGUGGAACUCAUUCAUCUCGAAUGAUGCUGGCUUGCUGCACGCAACUCUGGCAAGCUGGGCACUAUACGGCAUCCUGGCCAAUGAAUUCACUGACUUGAGAGUGUGCAAACUCAAGCACAAGAAUGAAGCAAUCAAGAUUGUCAAUUGCAAACUUGCGACGUCUGGAGGCUACAUAUCGGAUGAGGUGGUUGGCACUGUAUUGACUUUGGCAAAUCUCGAGGUAUGA
Molecule: messenger RNA, 738 nt
Organism: Alternaria metachromatica
Lineage: Eukaryota; Fungi; Ascomycota; Dothideomycetes; Pleosporales; Pleosporaceae
Exons: 2
Coding region: 1-738 (245 amino acids)
Source: RefSeq, a predicted model, not a curated record